This is a messenger RNA of Panicum virgatum (switchgrass), 767 nucleotides long. RefSeq lists its product as uncharacterized. The record is from RefSeq and is a predicted model, not a curated record. The transcript is spliced from 2 exons. Bases 269 to 508 code for a protein of 79 amino acids. Lineage: Eukaryota; Viridiplantae; Streptophyta; Magnoliopsida; Poales; Poaceae.
CCCCCAGGGGCCCCAACGAAUUCCAUUCUCUCGUCGUCGUCCCUUCCUUCCCCUCCCCCUACCUCCACGGCUCCACCCUCUCCACCGCAGCGCGAGCUCACCGAUCGGGGCCGGUCCCCUUCGCCGCACCGUACGCGGCCGGACGGCCGGAGAUCCGGUACCUGCGCCCCUUCUCCCUCACCCCUAUCUCAAGCGACGUGUGCGGCCUUCGUGACGCUGACCUCUUGGAUCCGGCGGAGGUAGGGGAACCCGUGAGCGAUCGGGAGCGAUGCGGCAGCAGCGGGGCGGGGUCGGGGGCGGACUCGGGGGCGGGAGGACGGGGGACGACCCGGGGCUCCUGACGAGGGCUGUGGACAAGGUGUUCCGCUUCGUCCGCCUCGCCGAGUUCGAGAUCCUCUUCGUCCUCUUCUUCCUCGUCGCCUUCCUCCUCUUCAAGGACCUCAUGUCGCGACCUGAAUACAAUCAGAUAUUUGUCAAGAAGCCUGAUCUGGAUGACCCCUGGCCUUAGAGGGUACAGAACGUAUAAUGUUCAUAGUUGUAGCUUGGUCUUUUUGCAAGUGUAUUCUUCUUUGAAGCCCGGUGUGACUGGUCCCUUUUUUGUCAGGAACCUUUUUUUGACUAUGACUAAAUAGACUAUUCUCUUCAGUGACGAUGAAUAUAUUUUGCAAGCUAUUUUCUUUACAUCAAGACCAAAUUUUCAUGUAAAUAUUGCUGUGCAGCCAUACUCAGGUUGUUGGUAGCAUUUACACUCUGUUUAUGUUGUGUGA